AACAAAUUGAAUCAGCGUAGCGUUGAGGCUGUUGAGCUUGGAGAAAUGGCAAAGAAGGAGGAGCCGGCGAUCGGAAUCCCGUACACAGGCAAUUACCAUGCUACACAAUUUCAUCAACAAUACUACGUGGGUCAUAACCCCCAUCAAGCCGGAGCCAUCCCUCCCAACGCCUUCGUGGGCGAUCCCAAGGGCAUUCCCAUUCAUCAGACCAUUUUCAGAGACACCCCUGCUCCUUUCAACUGCGUUUACUGCGGCAAUUCCUCCCUCACCUCCGUCCGAUCAAAACCUAGUCUGGCAGCUUUUGUUGGUUGCAUGAUGCCUAUGAUGCUUGGAGUUUGCUUUCUUUGCCCUUCAAUGGAUUGCCUCUGGCAUAAAUAUCACUAUUGCCCAGCCUGCAACCAGAUGGUUGCUGAUUUUGAGAAGUCUGAUCCUUGUUUGGUAAUGGAUCCUCCACAAUGGUCACAGCCAAGCUUUGCAUUGCCUGCGUAACGUGAUAAGUCCUUAAUCUGCAUUACACGUCUUCGUUUUUUUUUUUUCCCCCUUUCUCUUGUGGCCUGCAUGUGGUUCUUUGUAUGCAUAACGGAACUGAGUGAACCAUAUUUGUUCCAUUCUUGAACACGUAAAAGAAGAUUGUGGGAAAUUGUUAUUAAAAUGCUUAUGUAAAAUAAUAGUUUAUUUUAGAAUAAUGGAGUCUGUAUCACAUGGUUUGCUUAUGCUUUUCGGAAUUA
Messenger RNA from Camellia sinensis, 728 nucleotides. RefSeq names its product GSH-induced LITAF domain protein (gene GILP). Lineage: Eukaryota; Viridiplantae; Streptophyta; Magnoliopsida; Ericales; Theaceae. The record is from RefSeq and is a predicted model, not a curated record. Gene Ontology annotation, molecular function: zinc ion binding.